AUGUGUUUGGAUGAUGCAACAAGUAAGUGCCCUCUAGAGAGACCUUUUGGACAUUUUGCUAGAGUUUUAGUUGAUAUUGAUUUAUCUGCUAAAAUUAGACAUAAAUUGUGGGUCGAAAGAGAAGAUUUUGCGUUUCUUGUUAACGUUGAGUAUGAAAAUUUGCCUCUUUUCUGUUCGCAUUGUCAUAACAUUGGUCAUAGUUUUUCGUCUUGUAAACUUAUUAAAGUGGAUCAAGAGAAAAGGGUGUCUAAGGAGAAACAUAAACGCACAGGGAAUAAGUCUCAGAAUGAAGAUUUAAGAAAUGAAUCAGUUGAAUGUGAAAAUGCUACAUGUGUUGAUAAUAAUCCUCUUUUAGGAUUUGUUGAUUGUUUGAAAACCACCGUUGAUGGGAAUGUUGUGAGUAUUGAUGUGUUGCAUCAAGAAGACUUGGGUGCCCAGGGAAAUGAAAAUUUGCGUGAUUUAGUUGAUCAAGGUAAAAUUUAUAAGAAUCAAGAUGGAGAUUCAGAUUCAGAUGCUCAACAAGCUAUGAAGUUUCUUAGUGAAUCUUGGGCUAACAUGGAUAAGAGAGAUGAGAUUGUUGAUUUGGAUGAAAACACUAGUCAACCAUUUCAAUUGGUGGUUCCAAGAAAUAGGAAGCACAAGAAGAAACCGCCUGAGGCGUGCAAAGGUUUCAAGGUAGGUUCCUCCAACCGUACGUCUCAUUAG
This is a messenger RNA of Vicia villosa (hairy vetch), 705 nucleotides long. RefSeq lists its product as uncharacterized. The transcript has a single exon. Lineage: Eukaryota; Viridiplantae; Streptophyta; Magnoliopsida; Fabales; Fabaceae. Bases 1 to 705 code for a protein of 234 amino acids. The record is from RefSeq and is a predicted model, not a curated record.